This is a messenger RNA of Aspergillus piperis CBS 112811, 2788 nucleotides long. RefSeq lists its product as uncharacterized. Bases 498 to 2522 code for a protein of 674 amino acids. NCBI's taxonomy places the organism in Eukaryota, Fungi, Ascomycota, Eurotiomycetes, Eurotiales, Aspergillaceae. The transcript is spliced from 2 exons. The record is from RefSeq and is a predicted model, not a curated record.
AUUAGAUAAUAUGAUGUGCUACAGGAUGCUAAUAGGCCAAAGAUCAUCCCAGAAGAACUUCGACAAUAUCAUUCAGCGCGCGGAAUGAAGAGAGUUCGCAGCCCCUCAACAAUGGCGUCGAAUCAAUUGCUGCAACCCAGUCGCCUCCCAAACCGACGAGUCCACCUAUUACCAAUGGCACACAACAUCCUCAAGGGAUACCGUCUACUACACCUGUUGUACAGGAGGAUCCCACACAAAUACAACCACCGCAGUCAGCAGAGCCUGUAGGACCUGACCAUGCCACGGAACCGCCGCCGGAAUCCCAACAAGAACCCCAAGCGAAAGCGACGCCUUCUCCGCCAGGCGAGAAAACAAGAGACAAGCGCAAGAGACGUACAUCCCAGGAUAGUGAAGCUUCUUCGCGCCGUUCGCCGCGUCGCUCUCCGCGGGGCUCGCCACAAAACGCCGCGAGCGCCAAGGCAGCAAAUGUGGAAGAUUCGCGGGUGUCAGAAGCAAUGGAUAUAUCACAGGACGGGAAGUCACCAGUCACAGCGUCACCGAAACUUGCUGCGCUUGAUGCUACCGGGAGCAAACAGGCCGAGACCGAGCCUCAGGCUACUAGUGAAGCGCAGAUACCCGCAGCGCAAAUACUCAGCGAAGAACAUACCACAACUGCAGGCGAUACCACACAACAAAACAUUGUUAGCGAGGCUGAAGCCACCGGUUCUCCAAUUACUACCCAACCUCAAGAGGCAGCUGAGCCUCAAGAUGCUGUCGAACCCGAAGAGACGAAUGGCAUCGAGAAAGCGGCCGAGCCUAAUGCUACUACAGCACAGACAAAGUCUCCAACACCUCCAAGAGCCAAACGAACGAGAGGCCAACGUGCAGCAUCCGUUCAACCGCAGUCAACAACUGCCAAACAGUCUAGGCUGGCCAGAGCCGGCUCAGCAGAAAGCGCCCCGGCUCAAGGUAUGGAGAGAAAGAGGCUUCGUGGACGUAUCGCGAACGCCCAGGAGCCUACGCCCGACAUUCCUACAAUAGAAGAAGAACCCGCCGAUGACACUGGCGUGAAUAUUUCAUCCCAGCCAAAGGACGAUCUUGUGGCCAACAAGGGAAGUCGGCAAUCACGGCUGCCAAGACCUACGGUGGAAAAGAAGCCGACGCGCGCUGGACGCCCCGGAAGAAAACAGGCACGAUCACAGGAUAUCCAGGAAGAAGUGCCUUUGCCUGAGCAAGAGGCGCAGCAGCCGGAAGAGCAGGAGCCUGAGCCUGAGCCAAAAUCCAAGGCCGUCCCAGAACCCGAAACAGAUCUACAGCCGGAAGCAGCGACAGAACCCAUGCCAUCAAGGCCUGGCAGACGUGGUCGCGGCAGGAAACCAUUGCCAGAGACUACCGUCGAUGAAACACAGGCUCCUAACGAAGAACUACCAGCACAAACCGAGCAGGCUGAGCCUGAAACAGAAAUACAAUCGGCACAACCAACAGGAUCUUCUAAGCCUGCCAAACGUGGUCGUGGCAGGAGACCGCUGUCAAGGAAAGAGAACGAUGCAGCGCAAGCUGAGGCAGUCGAGCCGGAACCUGUACCAGAGCCUGAAGAAGAACCACAGCCCGAGCCUCCAGCGGAGCCCGUACCGUCCAGGCCUGCCAAACGUGCUCGCGGCCGUAAACCAGCGUCAAAGGAGAAUGCUGAGACAACACCGGCUCCGGAUGAAGAAGCUACAGCACAAGCAGAGCCGGCGGAGCCCACCGAAGAAGCACCUCCACCUAAGAAGCGCAAGCCCAGACAGCCUCGGGGAGAAACAGUGCCAGUAACUGUCCAUCGCUUCGUGAACGCCGCUGUACUUGGAGAAGGGCCAGAACCAGAGGGAUCAUCGGACGAGGAAGAGGAGUCAGCCGAGGGACUCGCAGCGAAAGAGAAGACCAAGCUUGUGAGCCGAGGCGGCGUCAACGCAGCAGACGUACUAAGCCAGAUCUGCCGCGAGACAUUAGAAAAGACGCUUGCAACACUCAAGAACGGGAUCGCCAAUGAAGGCAACGCCGCCCGGCGUGCAGAAUGGACACGCAAGAAGAAGGCCGUCGAGGCCUACGGCACGGAACUUGAGGGCCGUCUUUUCGAACUGAGCGAAAUGCUCGACAGUAACUUUGUCCUCGGACGCCAAAUUAAGAAAUCCAAACGGGAGAUGAUGGAUCUGCGGAGCCGACUAUACCGCGUCCGGAAGGAACGAGAGGAAGUGGCAUUGCAAAUGGACGCCGUACGGAGGAAGCACAGCGAGGAAGAGAAUGCCAAAAUGGCCCGCUCAACCAUCAACAACUCCCUCCACAGUCUGGAUCUCGCCCUCGAGCGCAGCCGCAAUCGCCCCGUCGACGAAUCCACCUCCCAGAACCCCGAACCUUCCUCCACAGCCGGACUGGAGUUCCUUGUCCGUAACGUUGCGGAGAACGUGAGCUCCAUCGCCCCCGGAGCUCAAGGCGGUCUGUUACAUCAGAUCAAGUCAUUCAACGCACAGCUCGAGGCUACUGCGCGGAGACUUGAGAGUUGAUUUAUUGAUAACUCGAUAUGAGUACUUGUCUAACCUCUUCAUUCAUAUGUUCGUUUGUGUGAUGAUUGUAAAGCUGUGUCUGUGUCUGUGUCUGCGUUCUUUUGUUCGAAUAAAUACCCCCGGCAUUGUUGUCUACGGAGUGAGGGUCAUGUUCUUUGCUAGUUGGAUAGGAAUAGGAAUCAGAAGGAUAAUACAUUAAAUGAUGAUGGAUAGAUAUAUCCAGCCAUACACCACCACCUUACAAACUACAACACAAUGAACAAUAA